AUGUGAGAACGAACUUCAUCAGAGAGGAAGAAAUCGCUACCGCACCUGCGGUUCGAUUGAUAUUGUCAUCACUAUAAUCACAUAUUCAUGUUAAUUUCGCCUUAUCCUCAAGGCUGUAAGAUCCGGAACAUCAUCGAGUAUGUUAACAAUGACAUGUGUGGCAUUAGCAUACGAUAGAAUUGGCAUUGCAAGCGAUGGGGAAAGGCAGUUUAAGCCAUGUCCACGGAUGGCUCCAGAGAUUUUUGGGGCUACAUUCGACGCUCUUGUUACAGAGCUGUGGUCACGAUAAAGAUAGAAGUGACUGUACAUAUCACCAGUGCCAUAUUACUUGACGGCAUCUCUCUAAAUGUAGCGCAGGCGUUAAAUGAGGGGGCGUCCAGGCUUUUGGGUCCCCAACGGAAGAUUUGCAGAAUGAAUGCCAGGAAAGAGUAACAUGGCCCGUUCAACCCGAGCUAGAACAUGAGUCUAUUUUGAAAGAGACGGAUAAACAUAUAAAAUUGGAAGAUAAAAAUGAGCCUG
Serpula lacrymans var. lacrymans S7.9 is the source of this 519-nucleotide messenger RNA. RefSeq lists its product as uncharacterized. Lineage: Eukaryota; Fungi; Basidiomycota; Agaricomycetes; Boletales; Serpulaceae. The transcript has a single exon. Bases 217 to 432 code for a protein of 71 amino acids. The record is from RefSeq and is a predicted model, not a curated record.